Molecule: messenger RNA, 1294 nt
Organism: Filobasidium floriforme
Lineage: Eukaryota; Fungi; Basidiomycota; Tremellomycetes; Filobasidiales; Filobasidiaceae
Product: WD40-repeat-containing domain protein
Exons: 4
Coding region: 188-1063 (291 amino acids)
Molecular function (GO): protein binding
Source: RefSeq, a predicted model, not a curated record
GCCUCCCAGCGAUAUCGUCAACUUUGCAUGCUGCUCCCGGACGCUGUACGAAGUCGCGCGCUCUCCAUCCACCUGGCAACGCCUCUAUCACAGACACGCGGGGUGGCGAAUCCGACGACCCGUCCGGAAUGACUUGUGCGUACAGACCGAAAUCAACGGACCAUUUGCGGAUACGCUCGACUGGCGAAUGUUGUGCCGAGAGAGAAGAGAGUUGGAGGAGAGGUGGGAUCGAAGGAGGUUCAACCCCAAGACGGACUCGUCAAGACCCGCCAAAUCAGCAAUCUACUGCUCGUUUGCGGUUGAGAACUACAUCAUCACCGGAGCUAGGAAUCGGUCGAUUUGUUUUUACGAGUUUGAACAGGAGGAGAGGGCGCUAUCGAUCAUCUUUCGGAUCAAGGACGCUCAUGCUGGGUCGGUUCUUUGUAUGGAGGUGGAUCUGUUGGGUGGAGGUGGUGCGGGAACGAUGUAUACUGGAGGAUCGGAUGGGAGAGUGAAUGUAUGGGAUCUCGAUGGGGUUUUGACGGAGUGGAGUACGUUUAGAGGGAAACCGGUCUUAGUAAAGAGUAUGGUCGGCCAUGAAGCGGGAGUGCUGGACCUGGUCGUCGAUAACCAUCGCGUGUUGAGCUGCUCGAAAGAUGGCACUGUUCGAGUCUGGUGCAGAAACUCGUUGACAUCCACGGCUCAAGUUGACCUCCUUGGUGGUCCGAUCAAUUGCAUCGCUUUGCAUCAAGAGACGGGCAUCUUAGUCGCGGCCGGAUGUCACGGGAAGAUCACGUUCUACGACCUCGAAACGAUGAAGCCUUUACAAAGGUGUCGCAGCCAAACCCGAGAUACCGUUGCUUGUGUAGGAUUCUACGACGACCUGGUAGUCUGGGGCGACACGCACUUGCGACUCGCUCAGAUGGGUACCGGAAGGGUCAUGUUCGAACAAUCGGCCGAUACCGAAUUGAUCCGAUGUUUCACGAUCAUGCCUCGAACGGGCAGGGUGAUCACGGGGUCGUAUAGCAAUCAGGUCGGGGUAUGUCUUUCCGUUUAUCUCGCCUCCCCAACGUCACAUGAUUGACACCUCAUUGUGAUGCACUAUAGGUUUGGCCACUUCAUUCGCUAUCCAACCGACGUGUCCUGAGAACACCAGGUCGAGUUCUGACCAUCAGCGCUACGGCCACCAAGAUCAUCGCGUGAGUCCCAGUCAGCUCGUGCAGUCACAACAUCGCUGAUCUGGCGCUCCCUUUCAGCGGAGAUGAUCUUGGCAAUCUCACCAUCCAAGAUUGUGAGAUUCGAUGCUCGAAGGCGA